Microplitis demolitor is the source of this 3027-nucleotide messenger RNA. Its product is annotated as MOXD1 homolog 1. Gene Ontology annotation, biological process: norepinephrine biosynthetic process; octopamine biosynthetic process; dopamine catabolic process. NCBI's taxonomy places the organism in Eukaryota, Metazoa, Arthropoda, Insecta, Hymenoptera, Braconidae. The record is from RefSeq and is a predicted model, not a curated record. Gene Ontology annotation, cellular component: secretory granule membrane. The transcript is spliced from 7 exons. Gene Ontology annotation, molecular function: dopamine beta-monooxygenase activity; copper ion binding. Bases 257 to 2791 code for a protein of 844 amino acids.
UGUGGUGUUUUAUGGUAUGGGGGAAAACACACAUGCAGGAGUUUAAAAACUCGGAAAGACAGACGCGUGUUUAAAUUAGUACCGGCACAACUGUCGUCCGUUAAACAUGCCAGUGUUCAAAUGAUAGUCAGCCUAUAAGCGGCUUUAUCAAAUCGAUUUUAUUUUUAAGACGCAGAAGAGGUUUUUUGUGUAAAAAGUUUGAUAGUUUUGUUUUUUUGUGAAAUGUUUUGAUUUAUUGGUUUUAUUUUUAGUGACAAUGAAGUUGUGGGUUUUAUUAACAUUUUUUAUGGUGGUCCAGGCAGAUCUUCUGGAUCUGUAUGUCGAGCACAUGGACGAAACCAUGAGGACAAAUUUACACCGUAAAAAGUUACCGAGAUUUUUGAAUAAAAGGAAUAAAAGAAGUCCGAAGGUUUCGUUUAAAAUUGGAGACUUUAAAAAACAGCGGCUGGAUGUUGAUGAGAAUUGGUGGAUUGGCAAAAGAGUGGAGAAGAAACCGGUAAAGCUUCCGGUGCUGAAGCACGACGACAUGGAUAUUCCGAAUUUGAAUGAGAGGAAUUUGAAUCGCGAUUUUGAAUACGUUAAGAAUAACCGGCAGCUUGAGAUACUGGAGGGGUUUGGAGUUGGACGAGUGCCAAGACUGUGGGAAACCCAAGUUCUGGAUCCAGUGAAAGAUGAUUCGGAGAAAGAGUUGACGAAUGUUAGGAGCAAAGAAGUUUUCCAGCCGACUUUUGUCACCUCGGAGAUGAAAAGAUCAAAAAAAGUAGAAGCGGUCGUGCAGGAAAAAGAAAUUUCCAGGUUUCGGAGGGAUGUCAAGGGUGUGAAUUUUACCCGGCAUGAGUUUCUGGAUGACAACGGAGAGGUUCUGCUGGAAUGGGACCCCUCGGAUGAGGAAAUCGUAACUUUCAAAGUGUCCGCCAAAACCAGGGGAUACAUCGGAAUCGGUUUUAAUGACAAAGGUCACAUGAAAGGAGCAGACAUCAUUCUGGCAUGGGUCGAUGAUCAUUCUGGUGUCGUCAAUCUACUGGAUUCACACGGUGAUGAAGAGACUAAUGCAUCUCCAAUCACAGACGUCUCCCAAGAUGUUAAGAUACUCGAGGGUUUUCAGAAUGACACCCACACAUCAGUUACGUUCUCACGUAGAUGGCAAACAUGUGAUCCAGAGGAUCGUCACUUAACCGAAGACAAUGUCAGAGUUUUAUGGGCAAUGCACGAAGCCGAUCCAGAACUAAACACCGCAAUUUGGCACCGGGAACGAUGUGGCUCUCGUCCGUUGAGGAUCAGAGCAGCACCAGCCCGGCAACCACCACCGAAAUCACCCAACGUCAGACAUUGGGACGUUAAGUUGAACCAAUUUGCGGUUGACGACAAAGAGAACACCGUUUAUUGGUGUAAGAUAUUUGCUGCGCCAUUCAAUAAGAAGCAUCAUAUGAUUGGGUUCGAACCACUCAUCGAAAAAGGCAACGAGGCACUGGUUCAUCAUAUGAUUCUGUACGAAUGCGCUUCGACGUCUCCGAUGUUGAAGCAGCAUGCGCGGAUUGUUGGGACUGCUUGCUACAGCCCCACUAUGCCCAGAGAAUGGGACUCUUGCAUUCAGCCGAUAGUUACUUGGGCCCGUGGAAGCAAAGGUGACUGGCUGCCGGAACAUGUAGGGAUUCCAGUAGCUGAGCACAAAGAGGGGUCUUACUACAUGCUGGAGGUCCACUACAACAAUCCGGAAAUGAGGAAAGCCAUUGAUAGCAGUGGAAUCAGGCUCCAUUUGACUCCGGAAUUGAGGUCACAGGAAGCCGGGAUCUUUGUCACGGGAAUGUCUGUUGGACCAUUGCAUCUGAUUCCCCCGAAGCAGAAGGAAUAUGCGACUGCUGGAUACUGUGACACCCAUUGUACCGACGCACUGCUUCCCGAAGACGGAGUCAACGUAGUGUCCGUAGUGCUGCAUUCCCAUCUGGCAGGAAGACGGAUGAGUUUAAAGCACGUCCGUGAGGGCAAGGAACUGCCUCACAUCGUCAGGGAAAAUCACUUCGAUUUCGAUUACCAGCAAUCGCACAGUUUACAAGAGGAAGUUAAAGUUCUACCGGGUGAUGAAUUGAUUACCGAGUGCGUCUACGGAACUCAAGACCGGACGCGGCCGACAUUGGGUGGAUAUGCUGCUACACAGGAAAUGUGUCUGGCUUUUGUGGUUUAUUACCCGCGGACGGACUUGGCCGGAUGCUACAGUUCGACUCCACCGAAGGAUUUCUUCAAAACUCUCGGAGUUUACAAUUUCAAAGGGGUUUCGUUGGACAAUUUGGAAAAACUCUUUCUGACAACUGGAACCGACGCAGUUACGCUGCCGACGAUCGUCCAACAGCAGCUUCCGGUUUAUCCAGCAACCAGACCCAGCGAGAAUGUCAACGAAGAAAUCAUCAAGGAAGCCGAGACCGCCUUGAAGGCCAUGAAAGAGUACUCGGAAACCGAAAACGACGACAACAUUUUCACGAGGCUGGUGAUAGAAAAGCCGGAAGAGUUCCGGGGACGGACUUUGGCAGAACAUAUUCUUGCUCUGCCUUGGACUGAAGAACUCCUUGCCCGGUCGAUUGAACGCAGCUUCUACCAGGGCAGGCACAUGACGUUCUGUCGUAAGCGCGACGAUAAUUUGGCGCUGCCUUCAGAAGUAAGACAGUUUCCCAACUUCACGCGAAUCGAGGAACCCAGCAGCGCAAAUUGUUCGAAAAAAGUCGUCAUCUCCGCGGGCAUUGUCUCACUUCCAAAUAUUUUUAUAAUUUUCGCUGCGCUGUGCAUCUUCUUCUGCUGAUUGGUCGGAAUCAGCGAACAACAAACCUGUAUAUUUAUAAAUUAAAAAGUAUAUAUAUAUAUAUUAAUUAUAGUUUUUAUUUAUUACAGCAUUCCGUUCUAAGUAUGAAUCAAUGAAAUAAAUACUCUAUAUUCUGUCUUUUUCAACGGAAAAGACUAUUGUAAAAAAACCGAUGGAAAAAAUGAUUGUAACUGUACCCUUAAAAAACUGUAAAUAUAUAUUUAUAAGAAGGAUAA